Molecule: messenger RNA, 948 nt
Organism: Tyto alba (common barn owl)
Lineage: Eukaryota; Metazoa; Chordata; Aves; Strigiformes; Tytonidae
Gene: FSHB
Product: follicle stimulating hormone subunit beta
Exons: 3
Coding region: 19-414 (131 amino acids)
Biological process (GO): G protein-coupled receptor signaling pathway
Cellular component (GO): extracellular region; cytoplasm
Molecular function (GO): hormone activity
Source: RefSeq, a predicted model, not a curated record
AAGCAAGUAGAAUACAGGAUGAAGACAGUUAAUUGUUAUGUGCUGUUAUUUUGCUGGAAAGCAAUUUGUUGCAAUAGCUGUCAGCUCACCAAUAUUACUAUAGCAGUGGAAAGAGAAGAAUGUGAAUUCUGUAUUACAGUGAAUGCCACGUGGUGCUCAGGAUACUGCUUCACGAGGGAUCCAGUAUAUAAAUAUCCACCAGUAUCAUCUGUUCAGCAAACAUGUACCUUCAAGGAGGUUGCGUAUGAGACAGUGAAGAUCCCUGGCUGUGGUGACCAUCCCGAUUCUUUUUAUUCGUACCCAGUAGCUACAGAGUGCCACUGUGAGACCUGUGACACUGACAGCACUGACUGCACUGUGAGGGGACUGGGGCCAUCCUACUGUUCCUUCAGUCAGAAUGGAAGUAACCAAUGAAGGGUCCUUGAGAGGGCAGUCUGGCUUUAAAUGUUCACUUCUAAAUAAAGGUACUGAUCAGUCUUAAGUGGAAGAUAAUAAGCAAGGCUUUUAGAAACUGCUAAAAUUGAAACAAAGACUUUUUAAGGCCAAAAUGGAGAGCUUCUGACUAAACUUCUCUUCAGGCCUUCCCUACUUACCCCAUCAGGUUCCUUAAAAAUAUUUUCAUAGAUCUAUAGAACACUGCUUCUGAUACCCUCUGCCUUUGCUUCCUCUGCUUCUCUAUUACAUCCUCAUUCUUUAUAUUCCUGUACUUCCACUGCCUAGUUCACUUAGCUUAUUCUAUGCUACUCUAUGCUUUCAAAAAGUUCCCAAGUUCCAAGCCUUUAUUAUGCCCUGCUCUCCUCAGAACACACUUAUUUUAGAAAGUCUUGCAGCACUGGUUUUCUUACAACCAACAUAUCUUUCCUCAUUUUUUAUUAGUUGGACUGUAAACAUCUCUCAGGUGAGAUCCUUACUUUUUUUUUGGCAAAAUAUUUCAUAUAUUCAUUAUGC